UCUGGCAGUGCACGUGAUGUUGACAGAGUGGCGAGAUAGAAGUGCGUCUUCGUGCGCGUAAAAAUUGCUGGAAAAGUGCGUAAAAAAGUGAUUUUCCCUGUGCGGAGGAGUUGUUUUAUAGUUGAUAUUGGACAUUAUUAGACGUUUUUGCUCGGCGCCGGUGUAGGUGUCUCUGUUUUUAGAGUGGCCGCGACUGUGGUUGUGAGCGAGCGUGAGUGUGAGUUUGAGAAUGAACUCGAUUGACGCGCAGCUCCAACACACCGCCUCCCCCACCGUCAGCCCGCUCCAACCGCUCUCCAAGAGUGCGCACGACGCGCCCGAAAUGGCCGUGUACUGUGACAACUUCAGCGUGUACCACCAGCAAGGUUUACCUGGCGGGCAGCGACCGUCUGCCAGCUACGGACUAGGAGAAUACACUGCCUCGCCGAACCCUUACCUGUGGCUCAACGGCCCCGGCGUCAACUCCUCGCCAUCCUACCUGCACCACGGAAACAACCCAUCGUCUUUCAUGCCCCCUACGUACGGUGCCCAAAGGCAGUUCCUCUCUAACUCUCCCGGUUUCGCUGGCCCGGACCUCGGCUGGCUUUCCAUUGCCAGUCAGGAGGAGUUGCUGAAGCUCGUUCGCCCGCCAUACUCCUACUCCGCGCUAAUUGCCAUGGCGAUUCAGAACGCUCACGAGAAGAAGCUCACGCUCAGUCAGAUAUAUCAAUAUGUGGCGGAUAACUUCCCUUUCUACAAGAAGAGCAAGGCCGGCUGGCAGAACUCCAUCCGGCACAACCUGUCCCUAAAUGACUGCUUUAAGAAGGUGCCGAGAGACGAGGACGAUCCGGGUAAAGGAAACUAUUGGACCUUGGAUCCUAACUGUGAGAAGAUGUUUGACAACGGAAACUUCCGCAGAAAACGGAAACGCAGGUCUGACACAAGCGCAGGAGCAACCGCUAACACUAAAGGCGAGGAUGGGCGACCUCUUCCUGGAAUCAAAAGCUCCGAAAGCCCGCACCUUGUCGGACCAUCAUCCCCAGAUAUGGAGCCGGUCAACGAGCCCCAUAAGAGCUCAUCCCCUCCAAGUCUCGGCGCAGCUCCAUGCUUCAACAACUUUUUCAACAGUAUGUCGAGCCUUGCAACGAUGCCUCCCGGUAGACAGGGCUCCCUCGGGUUGGUGAACGAGAUCUCGAGUCGGCACAUCACUGCGCUGAGCCCCUACCAUGCCGGCGCGGCUCCCGAAACUGGAACGAGCACGGAGCAUUCCGAAAAUGCACACGUAAACCGCGGAGUGUACUACAACUCUUUCCCAAGCACUGGCGGCGGCGGAGGACAAAGCUCGCAGUUUAACGGGCACUUUUAUAACAGCUUUAGUGUCAACAGUCUCAUAUACCCCCGCGAUGGCACGGAGUUAUAAGACACUUGCGUCCUGGAUCAUCACACGCAGGUAGAGGUCUCCUGUACGGGGGGCAAAAUGUUGUUCUGGACAUGCACUGAACUCCCAAAUGGCACACAUUUCACACCAAAGGUUCCAAUCACCAGAAGCGUCAGACAAUUCAUCAUUAUUGUGUGGAAGAAAAUGAUUUACGAGCAAUACAAACCUGCCUGACAAAUCCAUUACGCAACAGUU
Sardina pilchardus (European sardine) is the source of this 1612-nucleotide messenger RNA. RefSeq names its product forkhead box I2 (gene foxi2). Gene Ontology annotation, biological process: anatomical structure morphogenesis; cell differentiation; regulation of transcription by RNA polymerase II. The record is from RefSeq and is a predicted model, not a curated record. NCBI's taxonomy places the organism in Eukaryota, Metazoa, Chordata, Actinopteri, Clupeiformes, Clupeidae. The transcript is spliced from 2 exons. Gene Ontology annotation, molecular function: DNA-binding transcription factor activity, RNA polymerase II-specific; RNA polymerase II cis-regulatory region sequence-specific DNA binding. The coding region runs from base 230 to 1399 and encodes 389 amino acids.